Linepithema humile (Argentine ant) is the source of this 2508-nucleotide messenger RNA. It is a transcript of the gene pAbp, whose product is annotated as poly(A) binding protein. Gene Ontology annotation, cellular component: nucleus; ribonucleoprotein complex; cytosol. The record is from RefSeq and is a predicted model, not a curated record. Gene Ontology annotation, molecular function: poly(U) RNA binding; mRNA 3'-UTR binding; poly(A) binding. NCBI's taxonomy places the organism in Eukaryota, Metazoa, Arthropoda, Insecta, Hymenoptera, Formicidae.
GAAGUCUGCGACGCUCUUCUGCCGAAGCAAGAACAAGAGUUGUGUUCACGUGUGGUUGUGUGUGUUUCCUUUUUCCUCGAAAUAGGCCACACAACUUACGUCCAUUCGUGAAACUAACUCUCCUAGAAAAACCCAAAAAAAGUAAAAAAAUCUCCGAAAAAACGCAUACAAAAAAAUCGCAAAACCGUAGGCGAAAACCGUCGCAGCGUGGUGAGAUAAAAUAAAAAAAAAGAGAAAUAAGUGUAAUCGUCAUCGUCGUCGUCGGCAUCGUCGUUCGCGGGAAACAGGCUGUAUACACACGGCAAUAGCAGAAAGUGGAGAAGUGUCCCAAGCACGUCAACAACGAGCUAGAUCAACGGACAACAGUCACAUUCGUGCAAAGUCGUACGAAGACGAGCCAUAUUGUGAGCCAAGGCUGAGGAGUAGGGGGUGAAGAAGCGAGUCCCUUUUGCGAAAAGCGAAGGGUAGUCUGGCAUUCCUGUCCUAAUUUCUGGUGCGAUAACGAAGCCUUGAUACUCCGUCGCCACCAUGAAUCCGGGCGCACCCAAUUAUCCCAUGGCCUCGCUCUACGUGGGCGAUCUACACACCGAUAUCACCGAGGCGAUGUUGUUCGAGAAGUUCUCGUCGGCCGGACCUGUGCUGUCGAUACGCGUAUGCCGCGACAUGAUCACCCGCCGUUCCCUGGGCUAUGCGUACGUCAACUUUCAGCAGCCGGCCGAUGCCGAACGCGCCCUUGAUACGAUGAACUUCGACAUGAUAAAGGGGCGGCCUAUUCGAAUUAUGUGGUCCCAGCGUGAUCCGUCUUUACGCAAAUCCGGCGUCGGAAACGUAUUCAUAAAGAAUCUAGAUAAAAACAUCGACAAUAAAGCAAUGUACGAUACUUUCUCCGCUUUCGGCAACAUAUUGAGUUGUAAAGUUGCACAGGACGAGUCAGGCGCCUCCAAGGGUUACGGAUUUGUCCAUUUUGAAACCGAGGAAGCUGCCAACAAGUCUAUCGACAAGGUCAACGGCAUGUUAUUGAACGGCAAGAAGGUGUACGUUGGUAAAUUCAUUCCGCGUAAGGAACGCGAGAAGGAAUUGGGCGAGAAGGCCAAACUGUUCACGAAUGUUUACGUUAAGAACUUCGGUGAGGACAUGACGGAUGACAAGCUCAAAGAUAUGUUUGAGAAGUACGGGACCAUCACCAGCCACAAAGUGAUGAGCAAAGACGACGGUAAGUCGCGCGGCUUCGGUUUCGUCGCGUUUGAGGACCCGGACGCCGCUGAACAGGCGGUGCUCGAGUUGAAUGGCAAGGAAAUUGCCGAGGGCAAGUGUAUGUACGUCGGACGCGCUCAGAAGAAAGCCGAGCGCCAACAGGAGCUCAAACGGAAGUUCGAACAGCUGAAGAUUGAGCGUCUGAAUCGCUACCAGGGUGUCAAUCUCUAUGUGAAGAACCUGGAUGACACUAUUGACGACGAACGCCUGCGUAAGGAGUUCACGCCGUUUGGUACGAUUACAUCCGCCAAAGUGAUGAUGGAAGAGGGACGUAGCAAGGGUUUCGGCUUCGUGUGCUUCUCGCAGCCGGAAGAGGCCACUAAGGCGGUCACAGAGAUGAACGGACGCAUCGUGGGCUCGAAGCCGCUCUACGUCGCCUUAGCGCAGCGCAAGGAGGACCGCAAGGCACACCUCGCCUCGCAAUACAUGCAGCGCAUGGCGAACGUGCGCAUGCAACAGAUGGGACAGAUAUUCCAACCCGGUAACGCCGGCAGUUAUUUCGUGCCGACGCUGCCACAACCGCAGCGAUUCUACGGACCCGCUCAGAUGGCGCAGAUCCGCGCCACUCCGCGUUGGCCGGCGCAACCGAAUCAAGUGCGGCCGAAUGCGCAAACUGGUAGUUCUGGAUUCACCUCGAUGCAAGCACCGUUCAGAACAGCGCCGCGCGCGCCUGCUGCACAAGCUGGUGCCUUGCGUAACAGCAUGUCCGCCAGGCCCAUCACAGGUCAACAAGCGGUUGGUGGCGCCAAUAUGCAGAGUCGUUCCAUGGCCGGGCCCGCUGUCGGGGUCUCGCCCGGUCAGAGCCGUCCGUCAAAUUACAAGUACACCGCGAACAUGCGCAAUCCACCACAAGCAACUAUGGCACUUCCUGCACAAACUCCUUCGGUGCAGCAGGCAGUACACAUUCAGGGUCAGGAACCGCUCACUGCAUCGAUGCUGGCUGCGGCGCCACCGCAAGAACAGAAGCAGAUGUUGGGCGAGCGAUUGUUCCCGCUCAUACAAUGCAUGUAUCCACAACUGACCGGCAAGAUUACCGGCAUGUUGUUGGAGAUUGACAACAGCGAGCUGCUUCACAUGCUGGAGCACAACGAAUCCCUGAAGGCCAAGGUCGAGGAAGCUGUGGCUGUACUGCAAGCCCAUCAAGCCAAGCAAGCGGUUGCUCCUAAAAAGGAGUAAAAAAAAAAAGAAUAAAAAUAAACUCAAAUGUAAAAGGGCUUAUCCUCCUUUUACGAAAAUAAAUUUUUCUUUAAAGGU